AAAGUUGGUAAUAAAGGUGAAUGUCAAAAUAAUAGAACAUAAUAUAUUACGAACCGAAUUAAUACCUUGUGAAUGGCUGCUAUUGAGAAAGUCAAAGUCGUCGUUCUUGGUGAUUCUGGCGUGGGCAAAACCUCAUUGACGUAUUUGAUUGCACACAAUAAGCCGCUAUUAUCGCCAGGAUGGACAGUAGGAUGUUCGGUCGAGGUAAAAUUGCACAGGUACAAGGAGGGGACACAAGCACAAAACACGUUUUUUGUGGAGUUUUGGGACGUUGGAGGGUCUAACGGACACCGUAAUACAAGGAACGUGUUCUAUCAGCCUACUCAUGGUAUUAUAUUAGUUCAUGAUUUAACGAAUAGGAAAAGCCAAGUUAAUUUACAGAAAUGGCUGUCAGAAAUACUGAAUCAAGACAGUUCAAAUCCCACACAACACGUAGACGUAGAUCCUGAACAGUUUCUUGGAUCUACUCAGAUUCCUAUAUUAGUGAUUGGGACAAAGUUUGAUUUAGCUGAAGAAAAACAAAGAAAGAACCAGUACAGAAGGUUAGCUAGCAGUAUUGCAGAGCAGUGUGGUGCUGACGAAAUAUUUGUGAAUUGCCAUCAGGCGAGAUCACUAGCCCCAGGUACAAGUAACUCCGUUAAGUUAACAAGAUUUUUUGAUAAGGUAAUAGAACGACGGUAUUAUUCAAGAGUGAGCCCCUUUACGGAUAAGCGACGCUUACCGCAGUACAUAAUGUCGACUUCGACGCCGCUGUCAAGCAACAAGCCCGCUCAGUACCUGAGCCCUCGGUUCUAUCAUAUGGACUGAUGGUCUCUAUAUAAGCUUUACUGUUGUAUCAUUCCAUGUUUGUAAUACCUACUACUAUAAAGUUUGUUAUGUAAUUUA
Messenger RNA from Trichoplusia ni (cabbage looper), 885 nucleotides. Its product is annotated as rab-like protein 3. The transcript is spliced from 6 exons. Gene Ontology annotation, cellular component: endomembrane system. The record is from RefSeq and is a predicted model, not a curated record. Gene Ontology annotation, molecular function: GTP binding; GTPase activity. Gene Ontology annotation, biological process: intracellular protein transport. Lineage: Eukaryota; Metazoa; Arthropoda; Insecta; Lepidoptera; Noctuidae. The coding region runs from base 73 to 807 and encodes 244 amino acids.